Fusarium mangiferae is the source of this 477-nucleotide messenger RNA. RefSeq lists its product as uncharacterized. NCBI's taxonomy places the organism in Eukaryota, Fungi, Ascomycota, Sordariomycetes, Hypocreales, Nectriaceae. The transcript is spliced from 2 exons. The coding region runs from base 1 to 477 and encodes 158 amino acids. The record is from RefSeq and is a predicted model, not a curated record.
AUGAGCUACUCGUCCGAACAUAGCGCAAAGGCAUCAGACGGGUUGGAAAUGCUCUCCACGGAUGAGUUUCUUCGCCGACUUGGCCCAGAAGGACGCCGCUCUUUUGUCACUACUGCCCAAAAGAACAUCACCACGGCCCAGAAUAACAUCGCUGCUUAUCAAGAAUACGCAUCCAGAUACCCCAUCGAGACAGCUUACGACAAUAUUCAGCUGAGAGGCAACGCCAAGACAGAGGGAACUUUCACCACCAGAUCUUCACAGGACAUGGACAAUGCUGUUGAAAUUGCGCGUCUGCUGGAGCGUCUUGAGGCUUUGGAGGCCUUCCAGCGUGCCAUGGAGGAGAAGAUGACCGAGUCGGAGGAUAUGCAGCUGGAGGAGCGUAUUGAGGCUUUGGAGGCCAGCCUGCGGGCUCUGAGCGAGAAGGUCGCCGAGCGGGAGGGGAAUUCAGGCAGAGAAACAGCAGUAACGCACAGAUAA